Hyaloperonospora brassicae is the source of this 588-nucleotide messenger RNA. Lineage: Eukaryota; Oomycota; Peronosporomycetes; Peronosporales; Peronosporaceae. The record is from the annotation of a GenBank genome assembly.
AUGGAGGACGACGACGCCACGAUCAUGCGCGACAUGGUCAUGACGUUUGUGUUUGCCGGGAAGGACUCGACGGCCCAUAGUAUGGCCUGGUUUGUUGUCAAUAUGAACCGAUACCCCAACGUGCUGCAGAAGAUCCGGGACGAGAUGCAGGAAAAAGUGCCUGGACUGUUAGAUGGGACCAUCAGAGUGCCAACGCACCAGCAAAUUCACGAUCUCGUCUACCUGGAAGCUGCACUGAAGGAGAACAUUCGGCUAUACCCGUCCACGGUGGACGCAAUACAACAACGUGGGGGGGAGGACGCGCUCGAGUAUAAGCCCGAGCGCAUGAUGGACCCCGAGACGGGCAAAUUGCGCGUGUUCUCGCCCUACGUCUUCAGUGCGUUUGGGUCAGGUCAACACGUCUGCAUUGGCGAGCGGUUCGCCAUGAUGGAGAUCAAACUGGCAAUGGCGACGCUUUUCAGCAAGUUUGACAUCAAGACGGUCGCCGAUCCCUGGACGCUCACGUACGAGUUUGCCCUCACGAUUCCAGUGAAGGGGCCGAUGGAUGUAAAGGUGACACCGUUGACGUCCAUAGCGCCCGUCAAUUGA